AUGGCUGGGGGAAACCACUCGAGUGUGACCGAAUUUGUCCUCUUGGGCUUCCCUGACCUGCAGGAACUGCUUUUUGUGACAUUUUUACUCCUCUACAUCACCACGCUGGUGGGGAACCUGGGGAUGAUCGUCCUCAUCAGGACAAACUCUCAGCUUCACGUGCCCAUGUACUUCUUCCUCAGCCACCCCUCUUUCCUGGACAUCUGCUAUUCUUCAUCCGUCAUGCCGAAGGUCCUGUGGGGUCUCCUUGUGCGGAGAAAUGUCAUUUCUUUCAAUGGUUGCAUGACACAGUUUUUCUUCCAGCUGGACUGCUUUGCAGUAUUUGGCACCACGGAAGCCAUCCUUCUGGCCGUCAUGGCAUACGAUCGCUACGUCGCCAUCCAGGAGCCUCUGCACUACUUGGCUGCCGUGUCCCAAGGGGUCCGUCUCCAGUUGGUGGUGGGCUCCUACCCUGCCGGGAUCCUGAACGCCCUUGUGAACACCAGCGCUCUCCUCUGACUCUCCUUCUGUGGCCCAAACCUCGUCAACCAUUUCUACUGUGAAGCCCCACCGCUCCUGCUUCUCUCCUGCUCCGACACCUGGCUCAACGGGAUGGUGUUGACCCUGUGUGUUGGCUUCGUCAUAACGACCUCGGUCUUGGCCAUCAUCCUCUCCUACGCCUGCAUCCUGUUCACCACCUGGAGCAUCCGCUCCGCGGAGGGCAGGCACAAAGCCUUCUCCACCUGCACCUCACACCUCUUGGUGUUGGCCGUUGCCCUCUUCUACGGCGAUGCGGCUUUCUUGUAUUUCCAUCCCUUUUCCAGGCACACAGAAGGUCAAGGGAAAAUAGCCUCCGUCUUCUACACCGUGGUGACCCCCAUACUCAACCCUUUCAUCUACAGCCUGAGGAACAGGGAGGUGAGGAGCGCCCUCAGAAGAGCUGCAAACAAGCUCCUCUCCUGCGUGUAUUCCCUCUCGCACCAAACCGAAGCAGCUGUCACCCACCGCGGUGGAGCCGGCAGAGGAAAUGAGGCUGACACCUGA
Eurypyga helias (sunbittern) is the source of this 1023-nucleotide messenger RNA. RefSeq names its product olfactory receptor 1019-like. The transcript has 2 exons. Gene Ontology annotation, molecular function: olfactory receptor activity; odorant binding; G protein-coupled receptor activity. Gene Ontology annotation, biological process: G protein-coupled receptor signaling pathway; sensory perception of smell. The record is from RefSeq and is a predicted model, not a curated record. Gene Ontology annotation, cellular component: membrane. NCBI's taxonomy places the organism in Eukaryota, Metazoa, Chordata, Aves, Eurypygiformes, Eurypygidae.